Molecule: messenger RNA, 768 nt
Organism: Thelazia callipaeda (thelaziosis nematode)
Lineage: Eukaryota; Metazoa; Nematoda; Chromadorea; Rhabditida; Thelaziidae
Source: the annotation of a GenBank genome assembly
AUGCGUUUUUACGCUGUAUUCUUUUUCCUGCUUUCAGUUUUUACUGAUUGCACGUUUCCAUUGCUUCGGAUUAAACGUGACAACAAGUUGAGUACUCGAUGGAUUUCAAGAAGAGUCAUUGAAACCAAAGAUGUAAAAAAUGUUAGCUGUUACAUAACUUUGGAUUGUUUUGAAUUAGCCGUUGUUUCAGGUGGUAUUGAUAUACCAUACACUUUAGAAUCUGUCAUCACUUGCCUAAUACCAGGUCUUAAUGAAUAUUUUUGUUUCGGAUCGAGAGCAAACGUGUUUGAACCUCGUGAACUAUUACUUACGAAUAAGAAAGGUCAUUCUUUUGGCAACAAUAACGGAGUUGACGUCAGACUGCUAGACCUCUUCAAUGUACCAACGAUUGAGGAUCAAACGAACAUUGGUGAGAAAAUUGGCGCUAUUUGGACACAUGACGGAGUUGAAUUUGGUCGCAGACACGAAGUCUUCAAGGGAUAUGCUCAGAAUAUAGGAGGUGUUGUGGAGUACGGUAGAGGUGUAGAUGUGGACAUAGGUGGACGUGCAGAUGUCGCCGAUGGUGCUGUACAACUACAGUUGAGUCCAUUGGGUGUCAAUGUUGGUCGACCAGGAAAGGGACUAGCCAAUCCACUUGGAUAUCCAUUAGCACGAUCAUUAGCAACCGAGCAAGGCAGGCGAUGGUACCGUAGUCAGUUUUAUCGAGAAGGAGAUGAAUAUAAAACUCCAGCCGAACGCGCGUGCCCUUGGUGUUUGUUUGGUGCAUAA